Messenger RNA from Daphnia magna, 4260 nucleotides. RefSeq names its product mediator of RNA polymerase II transcription subunit 24 (gene MED24). Gene Ontology annotation, cellular component: mediator complex. Gene Ontology annotation, molecular function: transcription coregulator activity. Lineage: Eukaryota; Metazoa; Arthropoda; Branchiopoda; Diplostraca; Daphniidae. The record is from RefSeq and is a predicted model, not a curated record.
AAUUGUAAAACUUAAAUAAUAAAAAAAAAAUAGAGUUAUCUAACAUACGUCGGAAUUCGGGUCGUGGUGCAGAGCGGGAUUCCGGAACCGGAAGUAUCAUCGGAUGCAAAUGGGGGUACAGCAGAAAAGGUAACGAAAAAUUCGUUCUCAAGACGCAUCACGUUCAAUGUGAUCACACUAUAGUUCCAAUUACUAGCCUUCAAUAGUCUCUGGUUAACAAAUGUGCCGGUAUACUAUGACGAUUCAACAUGAUGCCGGCCGUCUGGCGAGCCAGGCAGUAGCUGAGCAGACCACUGUGCUACAUCCCGUAUGUAGAAGUUUUUCAUGUGGUGAUGGCUAGCAUCCGUUCGCCCCAAGUCGAUAGACGAUAAAGCAGAUCAUGUUCACAUCAUCCCACCUCAUCAGAUAUCCUUCACAUUUCGUCUGCCAGUUGGCCACUGGUUACUGGACUACACGUGCUUCUAGAAAAUGACGUCUCUCUUCCGGAAUCCAGAAAACGGUUAUACUACUACAGUAAAAAUUAGUAGUGGCCCAUCGGAAACGGAAAAAGAAGGUUUAUCAGCACAAUUUCAAGUCCACGAGAAUCAGCCCACCUUGAACAGUAAUCAAACACAGGCCAGGAUGUUCUUGAGAAAACGAAUCGUAUUGCUGACAUUGGCUCUCAUUUUAGCCAUUGUUGUCAUCACCGUAACCAUUGUCGGACUCUUGAUCUCAUCAUAUAAUGAACGGCAGCAGGCAGAAGCAGAAGCUAGGGAAGCCACGGGCCUUUUUAUGGAAAUUAAAAAUGAAAAGAAAGUGAGUUCGAUAGCUGCAGGAUUUCCUGAUCUCGGCGAUCCAGAUGCAGACGACGAACGGGACACCUUCUUGCCAGUAUCACCAGCUAGAACAAUUCCGGACACUGGUAGUGGUUUUAAGCCCAUUGCUACAGAAAAAACUUCGAAAAGAGGAAAAACACCUGUUCCUCGCGUUAAAGACGAGGUGGAAAUAUUUGCUGAGUUGAGUAGUGGUGAUUCCUCCGGAGACCAACAUGAAGCUGGCAUUGGUUUUAAGCCCAUUGCUACAGAAAAAAUUUCGAAAAGAGGAAAAACACCUGUUCUUCGCGUUAAAGACGAGGUGGAAAUAUUUGCUGAGUUGGGUAGUGGUGAUUCCUCCGGAGACCAACAUGAAGCUGGCAGUGGAGAUUCUACCGGAGGCCGGCAUGAGAUUGGCAAUGGCUGCGGCAGUGGUUGUGGCAGCGGAAUUGAACAGGAUCGAUUCGUAUUGAAAGGCUCAUUACAGCCAACUGAAAGAAUGACCGAGAGUACUGAGCAGAAGCUUAAGCACUUGAUGAGGAAGGCUUGGAGGGAACGGUGGACAGAUCUCAUGUGGGGUAUAUAUGUCAAAGAGGUCAUUCCUGCGGGAUCAACAGGAGACACCUAUAACUUAGCGGAAAGUAUUCUCAAGCAAGCUUUGAUUGGACCAUCCCCAAACUCCAAGUUGCUCUCUUAUUUACAAUAUUCUCUGAAUGUUCAGAUUGUUUCAUAUAGUGCUGUUUUUGAGAAUAUUUGCCUUCAAGGGAGUAUUCAGAAGACUAGAUGUCUUUUAGAGUUGUUGCAUCUCCUAGAACAGUCAUUGAAACACAUUUCAUGUUCUGGAUCUGCGGAUGAGUGUGCAGCUUUAGCAUCGUCUCUCAUGUCAUUGGAAACAUGGUUGUGGAGUAUUACAUCUGAUGGACUCAAGAAGUUGUCAGAAGCUAAUAGCACAAGCAACAGCUACACAGUCAUCUGCCAUUAUACAACAGGGCUAUUAGGCACCUUGUAUGAGGAAAAUUAUUUAGUAUCUCUUCUUUAUAUCGCACGUUGCUGUACCAAUGAUCAGUUUGCAGCAACUAAUCUUGCAUCACUUGUAAAUCAAACUGAAUCCAACAUAAAACAUCUGGCUGGUGCCGGAAAUCUGUCGUUGGAAAACUUAGUGGAACCUAUUGAGAAAGUCAUCCGGCAAUGUCGAUUGUUUGAAAAUGACCUGUUCAAAGAAAACGGUCCAGAAAAGCCGUUUUAUGAGAACUCGUUGUGUACAGACAUACACACUUUAAUAUCUUGGGAGGCAUUGCUUCGUCCUACGUCAGACGGUCUUGAACUGACACGUCAAUUAGAAGUUUUACAAAAACUAAGGGGAUAUUCUGCCACGCAAUUGUACUGCGAAAUCCUUCGAGCUUGUUGUCUGGGAUUAGCUGAAACAGCCGAUUCGCCUGGAGAGCUACGAUGGGCCGUUUUCACUUUUCUUAAGGCACCUUUACUACUGCUCCGACUUCACCGAUCAAUUUUUGGGUUGGAUCCGAAUUCUCCCAUUGGCGAACCAAGCCCGGAAGUCGCCGUGGCGUUUGAACGACUCUUAUGCUACCCAGGUCUUCUAGAAACUACAGAUGCGAAAUGCCAUUGCAAUGUUGUUGAAGGAUUGCUGAAUGAAGUAAAGAUGCGCACAUCUCUGCUGUCCGAAUGGCAUGUUACUAGUAUUCUAAGCAAAAGAGAAAGCCUAUCGCGCGGAGGUCUGAAAUUGGAGACCACCAACACUCAAAUAGCUACUUUGGUGCUUCGUGCCGAACCCACCGUGGCCAGUAUUUUGAAAACUUUAGACACGGAUUACGCUAAAAACCAGGACACCUUAUUAAAGGUUUUGUCUCAUUUGCUAUCGGGCCAAAGCUUUGAGCUUAUACUAAACGCAGCGACAGGAACAGGUAAACUCCGGGCUUUCGCCACAAAACUAGUGCGCUUCAACGAAGCGAACCGCCAACCAGCUGGCUCUGAUCCAAGUAAAACGGCAAAUUCGAGAGCAUUGCUUUUCGACAUUUCUUUUCUAAUGCUUUGCCGUAUUACGCAGAUGUACGGCAUCGAGGUUAUCUUAAGUGGCGAACUAGGAGGGGAGACCUUUUUUGAACAGUGGGCUUCAGAAUGGUUGAAACCAAACCAGGCACCUGAUCUUUUAUUAAAUCGCUGUGAUCCCAUGUUGACUGAUCAGUUAUUGAAGGCGCUGACCUCUGGUGAAAGUGACCUUAGAUCUGGGAGUGUUCGCUGGCAUGAUGCCUGCUUUCAUGUCCCUGCGGUAAUACGUGAAAUUUUAGCGGCGUACGAAUCACAGUUGGUUUCUGACGAAGAAGUCGAGAGAAUUCUCGAUACACUACGGACUCAGAUGUGCUGCCUGUCGGUCUGCGCUGCCACUUGGUUAAGAUUUUACAUCCAGGUUCAACCAAUGAAUUUAAAAAGCAAACCCACAAUGAUGCUCGACCAUUUGAUGACUCCUCUUAGUCUUGACGACUCUAAAGAGCAUUACAGAGAGAGAUCAGUGUUAAUGCUGCAAAUCAUUCGCCGUCUAGCCCAAGACGAUAACCCCCUUCAAGGUGUUUCUGACAAUCAAGAUCAGAGUUUGGAUCAUCAGCUUUCAAAAUUGUGGAACAAAAUUUUGAACCAUGGAUGGUCAGACCACUGUACGACACUAGGUAUCGACCGACUUUUCAAAAUUGGUGGCGCGACGUGGUUAGUCACUUCGUUGGUCAAGGCUGUUAUCAAAGAGCAAUCUUCUGACAAAAGGCAACGGUGCGUCGAAGGGGCGCUGUCAGUGGCACAUUUAGAUUUGGAAAGCUGUGCUAUUUCUUUGGCCACUAGAGUCCUACCAUUCUUACUGACUCACUCUUCAAUGCUUGCCAGUGAUGAGGAAACAGGUGGACCAGGCGGAAAGGCUUUAGCUCAGUUAGCUGUGCUGCUAUUUACUGCUGCAUUGAAUAACCAAAUAGCAUCAGACUCAGAUCCUUCAACCGCUGCCAAGAAAUCGGGUUCAAAGCGCGCCAUCGAUUGGGAUUUAAAUACGCCUGGCUUCCGCUAUCCUCCUUUGAAAAAAGUGGCUUUGCACGAUGAUGAACUGGAGGCUCUCUGUGUUGCUUCUAGCACCACCCACGAGAACAAACCACUUCCUAAUGCGAUUGCAAACCUGAUGCAGUUAAUGACCCGAGUGGCUGGAGAUGGCAUCAUCACUCCACAGCUUGCAUUUAUCAGCUAUUUCAUUCAAACAAUGGCAGAAAUAACAUCUGUAAAAACGAAGGAGGUCAUGAAACCCCUUUUGAGUUUGAUACCUCCAGCUCUGGUUUUUUACAUGCUAGCCGUUUGGCCUGGAUUAAUGUCCAUUUCAGAUGUUGCCAAACUGUUGGCUCAUCCUGGCGAUGAAAUGGGUGUCGGAAAAAUUGCUGCUCGAAUUGUUUGUGCAUUUAAAAAUACAAACUAAUGCAUUUUA